Limulus polyphemus (Atlantic horseshoe crab) is the source of this 622-nucleotide messenger RNA. RefSeq names its product peroxidase-like. The transcript has 3 exons. Gene Ontology annotation, biological process: response to oxidative stress. The coding region runs from base 45 to 401 and encodes 118 amino acids. NCBI's taxonomy places the organism in Eukaryota, Metazoa, Arthropoda, Merostomata, Xiphosura, Limulidae. The record is from RefSeq and is a predicted model, not a curated record. Gene Ontology annotation, molecular function: heme binding; peroxidase activity.
CCCGGGAUCAGUUAAAUUCUCCCACCAGUUUCGUGGACGGUUCCAUGAUUUACGGAAGUGAUCUUCACACCGUUCAAUCACUGCGACUAUUUCAAGACGGUUUGAUGAGGUUUCAAAGAGAUUCAGAGGGAAAUGUCAUUUUACCACGAUCUCGAAACACUAGAGGCGAUUUGUGUAGUGAACCAAGGAAUAAAUUAUUCUGCUUUCAAGCAGGAGAUCGUCGGUUGAAUGAACAUCCAGCCUUAACAGCUUUACACACCAUAUUCAUUAGAGAACAUAACAGAAUUGCGAGAGAACUCAGAAAAAUAAAUCCUUGCUGGAAUGAUGAGAGGCUGUUUCAAGAAGCCAGGUUAAGCUUAUAUUGUUUCGAAGUGUUUGAUCAAAGCAAACUACCUUCAUAGAUCAUAGCUAAACAUUAACCGAUAAUGAAUAUAGAAAAGUUAAUAUAUAUCUCUUAAUGGGGUAUACAAAGUCACGAGCUCAUAAAUAUUAUCAUAAUAUGAAAGUAUUUAUUCAUGAAAUGGUACCGUUGCUGUUAAACAUAUUUUAUACCGUAACCAUAACAUUUCACGAUGUUCGGCCAUCUUAGAAAAUUAAGCUUAGUGCUAAUUCCAAAUAUUAA